Messenger RNA from Camellia sinensis, 1828 nucleotides. RefSeq names its product plastidal glycolate/glycerate translocator 1, chloroplastic. Lineage: Eukaryota; Viridiplantae; Streptophyta; Magnoliopsida; Ericales; Theaceae. The record is from RefSeq and is a predicted model, not a curated record.
CCUCUUUGGUUCCAACAGUCAUUUAUGUCCAUACAAAUUGCAUUACCUCACCAAGUGAAAAUGCCUCCUCACCCCCUACAAUCUCCCAUCCACUGUUUCCAUGGCGCCCGCCUCUGCGAUUCCUCAGAAUUUUCCUUUCUCUCUUCCCAAUCACAACCGUUCAAGAUCCUUCUUCCAAGACGGUCCCAAUUCUGCAAAAAAACCCACUAGAAUCCAUCCAAAAAUACGUACAGUUGCUUUCAAUGGCGUCCAAAUCAAACACACCCAGCGAAACUUCCUCGAACCUUCACUACCCAUUAGAGUUCUGGUACCUCACUCCAUGUUUUUGCAAGUGGGUCCUCGUAAAACUCACUCUGCUCCCAGAAUCCAGGCCAAAUCAAUGGGUUCAGACAGUAGUUCUGCUUCUACAAGCCUUCAAAGUGUGUCUGGUAUAUUGCAUUUGAUUGUCUCGCUUGGGAUUAUACUCACAAUGGAUAAGGUCUUGAAAAAGGCGUUUAUGGCAGCUGCAAUUAAAUUCCCAAGUGCUCUUUUUGGGAUGUUUUGUGUGUUCACCAUUCUUAUGGUUCUUGAUUCUACUGUCCCCGCUGCUGCAACCAGUUUGAUGAACUUUUUCGAGCCUGCGCUUUUGUUUAUCCAGAGGUGGCUUCCAUUGUUCUAUGUUCCUUCAUUGGUAGUAUUGCCUCUUGCUGUUAAAGAUAUCCCUGCUGCUUCUGGGAUUAAGAUCUGUUUCAUCUUAGUUGGAGGCUGGCUGGCUUCACUUUCUGUUGCUGGUUAUACAGCUAUAGCCGUGAGAAAAAUGGUAAAAACAGAAAUGAUACCUGCUGAGCCUAUGUCAAAACCUUCUCCUUUUUCUCCCUUAGAGGUGUGGAUCUGGAGUGGGACUUUCAUUGUAUCAUUUGUUGCUGCACUUUUUUACCCAACAGUACUUGGAACAAACGCUAGAACAUGCCUGCCUUUCCUACUUGCAUCCACUGUGCUGGGCUAUAUGGUUGGUUCUCGGUUGCCAGCUGGUGUGAAAAAGGUUUUCCAUCCAAUUAUUUGCUGUGCACUAUCUGCAGAUCUAGCAGCUUUUGCAUUUGGUUAUCUUUCUCAUUCUGGAAUUGAUCCUGUUCUAGGACAUUACCUCACAAAGGCCUCAUCUAAUCCUGGAGCUGGUGACAUUCUAAUGGGAUUUUUGGGAUCUGUUAUUAUCUCCUUUUCCUUUUCAAUGUUCAAACAGAGAAAGCUUGUUAAGAGGCAUGCCGCUGAAAUUUUUACGUCAGUCAUCAUUGCAACAAUAUUCUCAUUGUAUUCUACUGCUCUCAUUGGACGCCUGGUUGGGUUAGAACCAUCUUUAACCAUUUCAAUUCUACCCCGAUGUAUAACUGUGGCGCUAGCCCUCAGCAUUGUGUCUUUUUUCGAAGGUGCCAACUCAUCUCUCACAGCUGCUGCUGUUGUAUUAACUGGUCUGGUUGGAGCAAACUUUGUGCAAGCAAUGCUUGAUAAACUUCGCUUUGACGAUCCAAUUGCUCGAGGAAUUGCAACUGCAUCUAGUGCUCAUGGACUGGGAACAGCGGCAUUGUCAGCAAAGGAACCCGUGGCUCUUCCAUUUUGUGCCAUUGCUUAUGCUCUCACCGGUAUAUUUGGCUCCCUCUUUUGCUCAGUUCCGGCUGUCAGACAAAGCUUGCUCGCGAUAGUUGGUUAGAAUAAUCAACACCUCAAACAGUAUUUUGUUUUGGUUAUUGGUAAUUGUAAUUAUUUUCUUUGAUUAGAGUUCCUACCAUUGUACAAAAUUGGUUUUAGACAAAUUUUGAGAGAAAAAUAACACCUUAUUGAUUGACUAAUAUAA